Messenger RNA from Puma concolor (puma), 1107 nucleotides. NCBI's taxonomy places the organism in Eukaryota, Metazoa, Chordata, Mammalia, Carnivora, Felidae. The record is from RefSeq and is a predicted model, not a curated record.
AUGCGCAUGAACACCAGGGCUUCGAUAACAAGAACUACAGAUGAGAUGGCUUAUGCAGAAAAUUUAUUUUCUCACAUUUCUGGAGGCUGGAAGUCCAAGGCCAAGAACACUGUUCUGCCUUGCCAAGACCAGUACUUUGUAGGAGGCCAGAGCUAUAAUUGCCCGUAUUCCACUACAACGUCAGAAUCUAGUGUUGACGUUUCCACGGAGACUUGGGUCUCUUUCUGGGCUGCUGGUCUCCUGGACAACAGAGAGCCCCAACAAGCACCACAGGCGCAGGAAUCAUCCAGUGACUCCAAUUUCCCUGUUCCUAACUCAUGUUCGUGGGAAGAGGCUCAGCUUUCCUCUCAGCUCUACAGAAACAAGCAGCUCCAAGAUACUCUGGUGCAGAAGGAAGAAGAACUUGCUAGGUUACACGAAGAGAAUAAUCACCUUAGACAAUACCUGAAUUCUGCUUUGGUUAAAUGUCUUGAGGAAAAGGCCAAGAAAUUACUGUCAUCAGAUGAGUUUUCCAAAGCAUGUGGAAAAUUCAGAAAGGGAAAGAGGAAACCCAAAGAGCAAAGAUAUUUUCCUCCUGAGAUCCCCCAUCACAAAAAUGCCAAGAGAAACCUCUCCGGUGAAUUUGCUAACUGUGAAGAACAACCUGGGCCCCCUGUGGAUCCCUGGGUUCUUCAAACACUUGGAUUAAAAGACCUCAAUACCAUUGAUGACACUUUAUCAGCUAACUACAGUGCCCUCUCCUCUCAUCCCAGAAGAAUUGCCAGCACAUUUCCCCAGUUUCCGGAUGAUGCAGUCAAUUAUGAAAAUAUCCCCAGGGAGGAUCUGCCAAUUGACUAUGGAGGUGACCAAACAACCCCCUCACAUAGCACUGCCAGGCACGGGGAAGAUUUUCACUUACUUUCUCAACUUUCAAAUGUGCCAGGAGGGCUGCAAACUCCUCCUUACUAUACUUCUGAUGUGUCUCCCAAUAAGACAGAGAUGGCCUUUUCCACAUCCCUGAGCCCUCACUGUAAUGUGAAAACUCAUUCCUUCCACCAGGGACAAGCCUUUGUUUGUCGAGAUGAGGAGGGAGGCUGGAAGUUCACUUGGGUCCCUAAGCAGUCUUAG